Enhydra lutris kenyoni (northern sea otter) is the source of this 3179-nucleotide messenger RNA. RefSeq names its product Spi-C transcription factor. Lineage: Eukaryota; Metazoa; Chordata; Mammalia; Carnivora; Mustelidae. The coding region runs from base 94 to 843 and encodes 249 amino acids. The record is from RefSeq and is a predicted model, not a curated record. The transcript is spliced from 6 exons. Gene Ontology annotation, biological process: cell differentiation; regulation of transcription by RNA polymerase II. Gene Ontology annotation, cellular component: nucleus. Gene Ontology annotation, molecular function: DNA-binding transcription factor activity, RNA polymerase II-specific; sequence-specific DNA binding.
GACAGUUCUGUCUUAACGAUUCUGAAAUUAAUGAAACAUCUAUUUUGUAAAGAGCUGCAGUGUCUUCCUGAAUUGUCAAUAUAUUAAUGAAGCAUGCAGUCCUGCAUUGAACAAGACAAGCUGGGACAAGCCUUUGAAGAUGCUUUCGAGGUACUGAGGCAGCAUUCAACGGGAGAUCUUCAGUACUCCCCAGAUUACAAAAAUUACCUGGCUUUCAUCAACCACUGCUCUCAAGUCAGAGGAAAUUCCACCUGCUAUGGUAUGCUGCCUACAGAGGAACCUGUCUAUAAUUGGAGAACAGUAAUAAACAGUGCUGCGGACCUCUAUUUUGAAGGAAAUACUCCUCCAUCUCUGCCAAACAUCCCUGAAAAUCAGCUGAUACAACCUGCUGUUCUCCAUCAAAAGGGAGGAAAAGGCAGGAAGAAGCUCCGACUGUUUGAAUACCUUCAUGAAUCCCUGUGUAAUCCUGAGAUGGCAUCUUGUAUUCAGUGGGUAGAUAAAACCAAAGGCAUCUUCCAGUUUGUGUCAAAAAACAAAGAAAAACUUGCCCAACUUUGGGGGAAAAGAAAAGGCAAUCGGAAGACCAUGACUUACCAGAAAAUGGCCAGAGCACUGAGGAAUUAUGGAAGAACUGGGGAAGUCACUAAAAUCCGGAGGAAGCUAACUUACCAGUUCAGUGAAGCCAUUCUCCAAAGACUCUCUCCAUCUUAUUUCUUAGAAAAAGAGUUCUUCUACUCACCGUAUGUUCAACCUGAGCAAGGCUUUCUCAGCUUCAGUAACUGGAAUGCAAAUUAUAAUUGUCCAUACGCUGAUUACCAUGAGCUAAGUCACCCUGAUUGCUAAAUAUUCUCCUAUAUUUCAUGAUUUCCUGACAUCAGAAAUCUGUACCAGUUUCAGGAUUUUUCUCUUAAAUGCUGGAGAGGGAAAAACAAUUAACGUCAUUGUCUCUAAUCUUUUACUAAAUGGUUUAUAAUUAUACAGAGUUGGUGAAAAAAAUCUGCCAGUGAACAACUUUUAAAUGAUCCAGCCCCAUUUGAAAAUAUAAACUAAAUGUCCUCGCUCUUACUGUUUAUGCAAUACUUCUAGGUAAACAAUGCUAGUAGAGAUGAUUUGAUCUAUAUAGAUUUAAAUGUUUUCCUGUCAUACACUCAGGCAAAAAAAAAAAAAUCAGUCUAAUGUAUUAUCUGAUCGCUUUAGCAACAGCAAAAUAAUUGCACAUGAUAGUCUUCAUGCUAAAGUACAUUCAUGACUUUCAAAACUUUAUUUUCACUGCACUUCAGACUUCAUGGUCUGCAACCCUGUGGCGCUAAAAAAAUGAUCUAAGGAAAAUGCCACCUACCUUAAUGAUAGAACUCCAAAGCUAUACUUCCCACACAUCAUUUCCUGGCAUCUCUGCCCUGGGGUAGAUCCAGAAGCUAAGAUUUCUUGCUAUCCUGUCACUCAGCCACAAGAAGGUGCUCUUGCCUUGUUAUCUCUGGCCUAACUUCGGAAAACUGUGGACUUCUCCUCCCUUAAACUAGCCCAGCUAAGAUCAGGCUGGGAAAGUUGGAGAAAAAAAUAAAGGAUAGAGACUAGCAGAUAAAUCCAGGGAGGAAAUGGGACUUGAAAGCUAUGGUUUAUUCUGAGCAUUCCAUUAGGAAUGAAGAAAGAAACCCUGUUCUUACUUCCUGCUUGGCAGGUUGAUUUGUAUCCCAUCUGUAUUACCAUGAUGCAGGAGAGCUUCCUAGACCAUAUGGGCCAUCUUCAGUCCAGGCCAAGAGCUUCCUGGAGCCUACCCAAUUUAAUUUGUUACCAUUGCCCUUUUUCUUUGUGUCUUUCAGGGAUUCUUUAAAAAUGGCAGACUAAAUGAAGGUAAUGAUAUUGGCUAUCUGCACAUGUAGUCUGGCCUUCUGGAAUAAACAUGAAUGUUUGCAUCUUCCCCAAAAUAUGUUGAAACCUAAUCCUUAGUGUGAUGAUAUUUGGAGGCAGGCUGUUUGGAAGGAAGAGCUCUCAUGAGUGGGCGUAGUGCCUCGUAGAAGAGGCCCGGAGAGCUUCCUCACCCCUUCUGCCUUGCGAGGACACAUGACGGCCUCCUAUGAACCAGGAAGCAGGCUCUUACAGACACUGAAUGUGCUGGCGCCCUGAUCUUGGACUUCCCAGCUUCUUGAACUGUAAGAAAUUUCUGGUUAUAAGACCCCCAGUUUACGGUAUUCUGUUACAGCAGCCCAGAGGAACUGAGACCAUUCAAUUGUGCUAACCUUAAAAAGUAGGACCUAGCAUUUAUGUUCAUUCCCUGCAAAGAAAUACGCUCUGUAAAUACAAAUUUUACCAGACGUUGCAAAGAGGAAAUGGUGAAGAGGUUUCACCACACAGCUCAUUUGGCAAAUAACUUAAUAGAAUUAACAUUUUCUCUCCAAAGUCCCACCUACAACCGAUGCCAGCUUGAAGGGUUCAUCUUGACAAUUCUCCAAAAAGCCUCCAGUCAGCUCUGAUUCCAUUUGUAUUGUUCCACAGAGCAGAUUUCUCUUUGGCAGAAAUCUGGGCUCUGCCUUUUACAAAAGUGGGCUGACCAAAAGCCAUUUUCACAAGUAGGUUGGUCCUUAAAGACCAGUCCAUUCCUGCUGCCCAAAGACUGAAACCUCCAUACAUUCUAUGACACGUACCAUACUUGAAACAGGGUGGGACUCCCUGUCAGCACCCAAGGACCGGGGAGAGAGACUUGUUAGACUCUAUCGAGGUCGUUCUUUUCCUGGUAUAUGGUAUCCCAGCCUCUUUGGUCACCGUCCUCUGGCUGAAUGACUCAGUUGAACUCUUCUCUGGUGAGGUGUCCAGUGUUCAGUGAAACAGACAUGGCUUUUUCUGUUGUGAAACUUCAGUUCUAACAAUAUUUAUAAGUUUUAUUAAUAAUUAAAGUUUACCAGAUACCUUACUGAAGAGCAAUUUAUUGGUUGGGCUCACACAACAUUGUGAAGUAUGUCAAGUGCAUCAGUGUGGCAGCAUUAGUUACAUCUAACCUGUACAGACUGAUGUAUACACCCACUUAACCAUUAUCUAAAUGAAGAUACAGCAUCUCAUAACCCAUUUUUUCCAAAGCCCACCUUGAACAUAGCAUGAAAUGAAUCCUAUAGUUCGUAUUCUUUUGCAUUUGCUUUUGUUCCUUUCAAUAUAUUGAUGAAGUUCAUCAGUGUUGCUGGAUAUGA